AAGACCUACCUUCCUUUCCUACAUUGUUACUCCAAAUUAUAAACGUUACCACGAUCCUACAUUUUUAUCUUUUAUCUUUCAUAUCAUCUUUAUCUUCAAACGUUUUCUGUAUUGAUACGUGAAUCAUAAAAGGAAAAAAGAAAGAAAAUACUCACUACUUGAAAUAUAAUCCAAUCUUACUAUUAUUCCAUAUCGUUCAACAAUCCUCAUCUUAAUUGCCACCUAUAUCCUAUACCAGCUUUUAAUUUUUUUUAAUAUAUACCAGAUAUCCCAGACAUCGUAAUAUCUUUUAUCCAUCAUGGUUCAAUUCCCUGGAACAAAGACCACCACAAAGACCACGACUGUUAAUGGGGUCACCACCACUGUCAAGACGAUUACGGCGCCAGGCCAGCCCACUCGUAUUAUCACCACUACAACGACCAAGGUCCCUGCUGGUCAGCAGCCUGCCGACAAUCAGCGACUCCCUACUCAGUUGGGUCAACCUCAACCCCAAGGCCGUCAGCCUGUUCAACAAUCACAAUCACAACCACAACCACAGCCACAACCAGAGCAGCAAGAGGUAAAGCGUAAGAGCAGUGGAUUCUUUACCAACCUUAAGAAGCAUGUCUUGCCCAAGAAGAAUAACAAUGUCCCUCAACAACAAUACCCAACUCAGCAACAAUACCCAACUCAACAACAACAACCACAACAGCAACAGCCACACCAUACGACCAUUAUCCGCCAAUCGGAAGAUGAUGGUCCAAUCGACAACUUGGCAGAAAAGAUGCGUCAUGCUGCUCUGAGCCGUCCUACACAGCACGUGGAGCACCAUUCAUCAUCCACCACAACUCAGGAUGGAAAGGUCGUUCGGCACAACAGUGUGUCACAUUCGCACGAUGGUCCAGAAGACUCAAUUGCUUGUCUCAAGAGGAGUCGCCCUUGUGUUGCGCCCGACUUUAAUGGCCAGAGAUUGGACGUUAGUGCUAUCGAUUUUUCACGCGAGGAUGGACAUGCACGUGCAUGCCCUAGCUCUGAGAUGACUUCCAUUCCACGUCUAUCACACUACUUGACUUCCCCCUUCAAGGGUAAUCAGAUCUCUCAGCUUCGAACCAUUUUCACCUGGCUGGCCAACAACAUCGCUUAUGAUGUUCCUGCCUUCAUGUCCGGUCGGUAUGGUGAUCAAGCUCCCGAAGCUGUCCUUCGCAAUCGCAAGGCCGUCUGCGAGGGUUAUUCCAAUCUAUACAUUGCCCUCGCUGAGCCUGCUGGUCUCAAGGUUAAGAAGAUCAUUGGAGUUGCUCGCGGCAUUGACACCCAAGUCGGAGACAACCGUCUUGGUUCUCCCCAUGCCUGGAAUGGUGUGACGAUUAAUGGCGAGCACCUGCUGAUCGACUCCACCUGGGGUGCUGGUGUCUGUGACCUUAGCACAAGAUCCUUCCGCAAACUUUUCCGCCCAUUCUUCUUCUUGCUUCGUCCCAACAAACUCAUCUAUACUCACUGGCCUGAGGACCCCAAGGAGCAAUUUUUGGACCCACCAAUUGAUGAGAAUGUCUUCCGUGGUCUUCCAUGCAUCAAACCCGAGUCUUGGCAGUUGGGCAUCAAGCUCUCUGGCAAUCACCGGGGUCAAGUGAUCAAAACCAAGGAUGAUGCUAUUGAAGUCGAAGUUCGUUUGAAGAAGCGCCCUCAGGAUGGAGCCACUGGCAAGAUUGUUGCACGCUUGAACUGGAAGGGCCAGUCGAUUCCAACAUCUGUACAAUGGGCACGUGAGGAUGCCAAGUAUGUGUACAUGUUGAUCAAAUGUUGGUGCCCCAGCUCAGGAUCAGGAGAGCUCAGCGUCUUUGGAUGGCCACCAGGUGGUGAUCAAACCAAGAAUGGACCACAAUGCUUGUUGUACAAGGUCGUCAACGAGGGGUCUGGACGUGCAGCAAAGCCAUUGUUGCAGCAGUAUGUUGUCAAGGGUUUUUCUUUCUCGGUGCUGGAGCCUAUGACUGCACAAGUCAACAAGGGUGUUCCUCAAACGAUCCGUGUCCGUGUGUUUGAUGUGGAGAAAGGCAUUACUCCAGCAUUGGCCUUGCAAGGCCCUGAAGGGGGUAUGCCAGAGAGAUUGCCACAGGUUCAGCCUGGUCUUUUUGAAAUGACCAAGGUCUUGACACCAGGUCAAUGGAAGAUUGUGCACAUGACCUCUGAAUAUGGCUUCAGUUUUGCCGCUGUCUUUGACGCUGUAUAAAAAUAAAAAAAAAAGACUCGAGCUCAAAAUCCUUCCACUCAUGAAAAAGUAGCAUUCUAGUUAUUUUUUGUUCUUUCUCCCUUUUAUAUAUACCAUCAUCCAAAAAGUUUUAACCACAGCCUUUGUUCAUAAUUUC
Molecule: messenger RNA, 2339 nt
Organism: Lobosporangium transversale
Lineage: Eukaryota; Fungi; Mortierellomycota; Mortierellomycetes; Mortierellales; Mortierellaceae
Exons: 2
Coding region: 299-2203 (634 amino acids)
Source: RefSeq, a predicted model, not a curated record